Molecule: messenger RNA, 3759 nt
Organism: Corapipo altera (White-ruffed manakin)
Lineage: Eukaryota; Metazoa; Chordata; Aves; Passeriformes; Pipridae
Product: deleted in malignant brain tumors 1 protein-like
Exons: 16
Coding region: 100-3444 (1114 amino acids)
Cellular component (GO): cell surface; membrane
Source: RefSeq, a predicted model, not a curated record
UUUACUCCCUCUGGGACUUUUGAGAGUCCUUAUCCUUUGAAUUAUCCAGAGAGAGCAGAUUGUUUGUGGGAAAUACAAGUAGCAAAUAAUUUUCGCAUUAUGCUCACAUUUGAAAGUGUUCAGUUGCUGGGUGGAUGCCUGUAUGACUAUAUUGAGAUCUAUGAUGGGCCACCCAAUACUUCACCUCUACUUGGAAGAAUUUGUUCUACUUCCAAGCUCACAUACAGGUCAUCCUCAAACUUCAUGACUGUCAAGUUUUACAGUGACUCCAAAUAUUCCAAUGGAAGGUUUCGGGCUCAGUAUCAGUCCUUUCUGGCAGACCAGAAUGCCACCCUUGCGUGCUACCCAACCUCCAUGCGCGCAGUUGUGGACAGACACUAUCUCCAGUCACAGGGCUACUCAGUGAGGAGCAUCAGCUUGCCUGACUCCAACUGUAGGCCAACAAUCACAUCAACGAUGGUUAUAUUCAACAUUCCAUACAACGGCUGUGCCACGCAGAGACAGGGCGACAGCGAAACCAUCACCUACUCCAACGUGAUAAAAGUGUCUGCUCCUGGUUACACCGUCAAAAGGCAGAAGGACCUUCACCUCCAUGUCAGCUGCAAAAUGAUCCAGAACACCUGGGUGCAAGUAGUGUACACGGCCAAUGACAUCGCUGAUGUCAAUGAAACCCAGUAUGGCAGAUACGACGUGAACCUGGCAUUCUACAAUUCCUCAUCUUUCCUGUGGCCGGUGCAGAACUUCCCAUACUACGUUGACCCGAAUCAGAAUUUGUUCCUCCAAGCAUCUCUUCACAGCUCUGACCAAAAUCUGAUAGUGUUUGUGGACACCUGCGUGGCAUCACCGGAUCCCAGUGAUUUUAGAACAUUGACCUAUGAAUUGAUCAAAAGGGGGUGUGUUAAGGACCAUACCUACUCUCUGCACUCCUCACCGCGCGGCAGCGUCGCUCGGUUUUCGUUUAACGCUUUCUCCUUUGCUAAGCAAUACCCGUCAGUUUACCUGCAGUGCGAGCUGGUGGUGUGCAGGCAGAGAGACUACUCCUCCCGCUGCUAUCAGGGCUGUGUGAGCAGGCUCAAGAGGAAUUCAGGUUCUUCCCAGGAACGAGUGAAUGUUGUUGUUGGACCUGUGCAGCUUCGGGAAGCUCACGCUGAGAACAGGAACACUGCGCCCUCUAUCCAGCUGGUGAACGGAAGGCACCGAUGUGAAGGUCGCGUUGAGAUCCACUACAGAGGAGAGUCGGGGACAGUUUGUGAUGAUUUUUGGGACCUUGCCGAUGCCGAGGUUGUGUGCAGGCAGCUGGGAUGUGGCCGGGCCAUUGCAGCUAUGGGAAGUGCAUACUUUGGGCAAGGCUCUGGCAGCAUCCUGCUGGACAACGUGAGGUGCAAUGGGAAUGAGAGGUCCCUGUUGCGUUGCAAUCACUCGGGAUGGAGGAUACACAACUGUGCCCACUACGAAGAUGCUGGUGUUGUCUGUUCAGAAGAGGCUGAUGCAGCACCAACAACCACCGUGGCACCAGCAACAGCAGCACUGGAGGCAGCAUUCGAGUUGCCUCUAGUUGUUGAAACUACAACAUUCCCAGAAACAACGGCAUCUCUAACGGAGACAACAACCUCAGCAUCAACAGCCCUCUCAGAGAUGACGACAUCCCGAGGGGAGACAACCAUGUCAGCAUUAAUAGCCAGCACAAUGGAGACACCGUCAUCAGGGCCACCAACCAGCAUGGUGCCAUUGACCACCAGUGCAGAGCUGUCGUUCUCAGAGAUGACCACCACAGUGCCAAUGACAACCCUAGAGACGACAACCCUAGAGACAUCAACCCUAGAGACAUCAAUCACCAAACCACUAACAACCCCCCUAGAAGACAUGUCCCCUUCACCAGAGAUGACCACCACAGUGACAUGGAGCUCCUCACCACCGAUGUUCACCCAGCUUGAUACAACCACCACAGCAACAUUGGCCACCAAAGCUGAGGAGAGCAGAGCAGAGACGUCCAGUGCACCAGAGACAACCACCACAGCCCUACCAACCACCACAGCCCUACCAACCAGUACAGCCCCACCAACCAGCACAGCCCUCCCACCUUCCACAGCCCUACCACCCUCCACAGCAGAGGUAUCCACCUCAACAGAGGUGAUCACCACAGUGAGAACAGCUACCACAACAGAGGAGAGCACAGCAGGUGCCAGGCUAACCUUUCUCAUGACUCCUGUGGCCACCACACCAUCUCCAUCAGCACCUUCUUUCUGUGGCGGCUCAAUCUCAGAUUCCUCUGGGGUGCUGCAGAGUCCCCACUACCCUGGAAGUUAUCCAAACAACGCUGACUGCGAGUGGCAAAUCCAAGUCGAGAGCAAUUUCCGUGUUACCCUCACAUUUAGAGAUAUUGCGAUGCAAAGCAGCUCAUGCCAGGAUGACUACAUUGAAGUCUAUGAUGGGCCUCGACACUCUUCCCCACUUCUUGGGAGACUUUGCUCUGGUUCCUUCCCCACAUACGUGUCCUCUUCGAACAUGAUGACCGUUCGCUUUCACAGUGACUCUAGAUACUCCUUCAGAGGCUUUCAGGCUCACUACUCCUCCAUCCCAGCAGAUCACAACACCACCCUUCUGUGCCUGCCAGACUACAUGCACGCAGUGGUGAGCAGGGACUAUCUCCAGUCCCAAGGCUACUCAGCCCAGAUGGUCACCCUGAACGACAAUCGCUGCAGACCAACCAUCACCCCACAGGAGGUUGUGUUCAACAUUCCCUACGACGGCUGCGGGACGACACGAGAGGAGAACAACGACACAAUCAACUAUUCCAACACAAUCAAAGUUGCAUCUUCUGGGUACAUAAUUAAGAGGAAAAAGAACAUCAACUUGCAUAUCAGUUGCAAAAUGCUGCAGAAGACAUGGAUGCAAGUGAUGUACACUGCUGAGGACACUGUGGAUGUGAAUGAAUAUCAGUUUGGAAGAUAUGACAUGAACAUCACCUUUUAUGAUUCCUCGGCGUUCUCGCGGCAAGUGCGCGACUCCCCGUACUUCAUUGACUUGAACCAGAAUUUGUACCUUCAAGCUUGUCUUCACAGCUCAGACCCAAACCUGAAGGUGUUUGUGGACACGUGUGUGGCAUCGCCUGAUCCUCGUGACUUUCACACUCUGGCCUAUGACAUAGUCAGGGACGGGUGUCCCAGAGAUUCUUCCUAUGCCACGUUCUACUCCCCUUCCAGCCACUUUGCUCGGUUCAAAUUCAAUGCCUUUGAGUUCAUCAGCCGCCACCCCUCGGUGUACCUCAAGUGUGAGCUGAUGGUCUGUAGGCUUGGGGACUAUUCCUCCCACUGCUACCGGGGCUGCACCAGGAGGUCCAAGAGAGACACGAGUUCUGUCGAGGAAAAAGUGGACGUGGUCGUUGGGCCAAUUCGACUCCGAGAAGGGGCUGCUCAGAGUGGGAGUAUUACUAAAGCCAAAUAAAUUUCUCUCACGUUUGCUGUAAGGUGACUUCAGGCUCCAGGAAAAGCCAUAGCUCUGCAUUUCUGACACCUGUCACUGCAAUCUGCUUUUGCCCAACUUCUCCGUAAAAAGGAAGCUAUCAGCUCCUUGCAAACCCACUAUUUUUACCUGCAUAUUUAAAAUGUAUAACUGCUUUGGCUGCCCAAAAGGGGAGAUUGCCUAUAACCCAUUUUAGUGCUAUGACUCCUUGAAUUGAAUUAGUUCCAAUCUGCUUGUGUAAUGGCACCUGGGGACAUGGUUUAGUGGUGGACUUGUCUGUGCUAGUUUAAUGGUUGG